AUGAUGAUGGUGACUGGCCGCCUGCUGUUGCUAUGUGCCCUCUGCGUGCUGUGGUGCGGUGCCGGCGGUGGUGGAUGUUCUGAAGCAGCUCCAGAAGCUCCGGGUACUGGUGUGUCUGGUGACGGCAAUAAUUCUGAAGGUAAACACAACACAAUUGAUGGCGUUGGAGCAGUUGGCCCAACCGGUCAACAGGCAGCGUCACAACCAGCAGCACCAUCACCGGUGCCCGUACCAGGAACGGAAGAGGAAUCGGCACUACAACCCGCAGCAGAGGCAUCAGGAACGGCGGAAGAAACGACGAAAAAAGGUGAAGCUGAUAAUGAAUUGAAGGAGGAAGAUGAUGAUGAAGGGGAAGAUGAAGUGGAGGAGGAAGUGGAAGUGGAAGUGGAUGAUGGCAAGGAGGAGGAGGGAGAGGAAGAAGAAAAAGUUGGUACCAGCACUACAAAGAGGAUUUCAGAAGGCGGUCAGGAAGAGCCAAUUUUAUCUUCUCGUGUGGAGGAAGCAUCGAAUAAAACAAAACCCCAAAGCACUCAAACAACUGGCGACAAAGAUCCAGCAGCUGAUGGUGCAGUGACACAAGAAGAAAAACAAAAUGAAAAUAAAGAAGCCAAUCCGAAGGAAACACCAGUCGAAUCCACAGUAAUGAAAACCACGACGGCGACGACUGGCGAAAGUGACGGCAGCACCGCGGUCUCCCACAACACCUCCCCUCUUUUGCUUCUUCUUGUUGCGUGUGCGGCUGCUGCUGCGGUGGUGGCCGCGUGA
Molecule: messenger RNA, 765 nt
Organism: Trypanosoma cruzi
Lineage: Eukaryota; Euglenozoa; Kinetoplastea; Trypanosomatida; Trypanosomatidae
Product: mucin-associated surface protein (MASP), putative
Exons: 1
Coding region: 1-765 (254 amino acids)
Source: RefSeq, a predicted model, not a curated record